Molecule: messenger RNA, 540 nt
Organism: Penicillium robsamsonii
Lineage: Eukaryota; Fungi; Ascomycota; Eurotiomycetes; Eurotiales; Aspergillaceae
Exons: 1
Coding region: 1-540 (179 amino acids)
Source: RefSeq, a predicted model, not a curated record
AUGUCCUUGCUCCUAGAUCUUCCCCAGGUCUCUUCUCUCUCCGUAGUCAUUAAAGAUAUUUUCUCCCGUGGAUUUGCCAUCAAUUCCCAGUCUUGCUUGCUUAUUUAUGUACCCAAAAACUACGGACUGUCACAUAAGAAUCAUCUCCCUGAUGAAUACCUACGUCACACUUCAGAAUGGAACCGGAAGGGCAGGUAUAGCAGGGUUGGUGGCGAUGCAGAAGUCGCUCUUGUACUUGUAUCCAGUAUUGCAGGUGGGCUUCGUAUUGUAGACACACUGGUCCCCAUCGCGGGUGCUGCCAUCGGGUCAGAUGGGAACGCCGAGGACAUAGCCCUGACCGCCAAACCCAGUGCCGUCAGGACAGCACUUGAUGUUUUCAGAGGCCUGGUCACGGGUGUGCACUGUAUCAUUACAGGCAUACUCCCGAAGGGCGCUUUGAGCGAAAGGAUUGUUUUGAGCCUGAGCGGAAGAAAUGGCCAUGACCAAAGCGAGAGCCCGUCAUAUCUUUUCCAUGAUGGUACAUCUGGCAAGAGAUUUUAG